This is a messenger RNA of Halichondria panicea, 1504 nucleotides long. RefSeq names its product SWI/SNF-related matrix-associated actin-dependent regulator of chromatin subfamily A-like protein 1. Gene Ontology annotation, biological process: replication fork processing; DNA repair. The record is from RefSeq and is a predicted model, not a curated record. The transcript is spliced from 7 exons. Bases 144 to 725 code for a protein of 193 amino acids. Lineage: Eukaryota; Metazoa; Porifera; Demospongiae; Suberitida; Halichondriidae.
GACAGGUGUUGUUGGAUCUCUCGUCACUAAAGGGAGGCAGCAAAGAAUGAAAAGACUAUAAAAGACAACUCAACGAUGCUGGCAAACUCAAAAAGCUUGAGCGACGGACCGCCCUCCUCCCUCUGUUUGAUGUGACGGGCAAGAUGAAGCUGCCGGCUGUGAAGGACUAUAUCCUGGACAUGUUGGAAGGUGGAAGGAAGAUCAUCGUGUUCGGCCAUCACAUGUCUGUACUGAAUGGUCUCUGUGAGGCUUUGGACAAGAAGGCCAUCACCUACAUUCGUAUUGACGGCAAGACCCCAGCUGAUAGGAGACAGGCCCUGUGUGAUCAGUUCCAGCACAGCGAGCAGUGUCAAGUGGCCGUACUCUCCAUCACCACGGCUAAUGCUGGACUCACCCUCACUGCUGCCUCCACUGUCAUCUUUGCUGAGUUGUUCUGGAACCCAGGAAUACUGGUACAGGCUGAGGACAGGGCGUACAGAAUAGGCCAAAAGUCAUCAGUCAAUGUCCAUUACCUCAUUGCGAAGGACACAGUGGAUGACUUUAUAUGGCCCUUGAUUCAGAACAAACUGUCAGUGUUGAGUCAAGCUGGUCUGGCUAAAGAUGACUUCUCCAGUGCAGAGAGCGCAGUACUCACAGCCAAGGAUGCAACACAAAAGACUCUGAUGGACUGUUUCAGGGAUUUGGUAUCAAAGUCUGAAAUGGACCAUGCAGCUAUCAAACUUUGACGAUACAUUGGAACUAGACACACCAGGUACUAGUGUGUCAUAACGUUAUAGUACCAUACCACAGUCACUCAUUCUUCAAGAAGUUGUGGCAUACUCUCUACUACACCAUUCCUCCAAAGAUGAUAAAAAGGCGGCGUUUGAAAUGAGCUCGUACCUCCUACCUCACCCAGAGCUUUGGAGGGACAGUUUCGAUAGCUACAAGCUGUAUCUAUUGGCCAAAUGUGAUGAGGUUGUCCCCGUGUUCGAUGGAGCCAAUGGCAUCGAGGAGACGUUCAAGGAAAUCUUUGAAUCUACUGGUACUACACUCAGCCUUUCUAGUGCUGUGAUUCCAAUCAAAGCAUCGUAUUUUUAUAAAGAAUAUCAAGUGACUGAUCUCGUUCUCUCCUCAGUUGAUGGUCUAUCAACUGUCUUACAUCUCUAUCAUGGAAUACACUGUGUUGUAACUAAGAAAAGCCCCAACUACUUUUCAAGCAUCGAUUGCAAACUAUUUCAAGAUCCGCAAAAAGUACACUUCCAAAAAUUGCUAGGAGAAGUCCCGGGAGAUUAUCUAGAAUACUUAUACAGAUGUGUAACAAGCCAUCCGGACGAUCCGUAUCUUUAUUUUGAACAGUGUAAGAAUUUGAUGUACUUUUUGUCGAGCUUAACACACUCUUUAUGUGAUGCAGUCUCGACGUUCAUGAAGGACCAUUUUGAUAUUGAACUCUAGAAACUUGUUAGUUUUCAGUGUGUGUGUGUGCUGCUGUUGUUUGACAUAAAUACUGAUGAAAUAAUUAAUUUUC